AACGACAAAAAUAAUUCUCGACAUUCCUGGGGGGAUUAAGGAUUAUUUUUUCAGAAGUAGUCAAGUAGGCAAAAAUGGCUGCGGACAAUCUGAGUGCUGUAUUGUACAAACAAGACGAUUUGCGUUUGGAACAACGCGAGAUUGUGAAACCUGGCAAGGGAGAGGUUCAAGUUGCUGUGCACUCAGUUGGAAUAUGUGGUUCAGAUGUGCACUACCUUCGCAAAGGAAGGAUUGGUGACUUCAUUGUAAAAGCUCCAAUGGUUCUUGGCCAUGAAACAAGUGGCACAAUAAGUGAAGUUGGGGAAGGUGUCACUUCUCUAAAAGUUGGUGAUCGUGUUGCAGUUGAGCCAGGAUAUCCCUGCAAGAUGUGUGAUUUUUGUAAAGCUGGUCGGUACAAUCUCUGCCCUGAAAUGACAUUUGCAGCGACGCCACCAUUCGAUGGUACCUUGUGCCGUUUCUACUGUCAUCCGGCUGAUUUCUGUUACAAGUUACCAGAUUCUGUGAGUUUUGAAGAAGGAGCAUUACUGGAGCCAUUGUCUGUUGCUGUCCACGCGUGUCGCAGGGCUGGUAUAACAAUGGGAGAUACUGUUCUGGUUUGUGGAGCAGGUCCUAUUGGAUUGGUGAAUCUUCUUGUCUCAAAGGCCUGCGGAGCAAGUCGUGUUGCUAUAACAGACUUGGAUGAGAAACGUCUUGAAAUGGCGAAAAAUCUUGGUGCAGAUCUCACAAUUCAAGUGGAAAAAGGAAAAACUGCGGAAGAGAUCGCGUGUCACAUCAAACAGCUGUUGAACGAAGCUCCAAACAAAAUCAUUGAAUGCACUGGAGUUGAGUCCAGUAUUAAUGCUGGUAUAUUUGCAGCCAAGUCAGGUGGUAUAGUGGUUAUAGUUGGAAUGGGAAAGCCAGAAGUCAAAAUGCCUGUUUUUAAUUUCCUCGCGAGAGAAGUUGAUAUUCGAGGAAUAUUCCGCUAUGUUAACUGCUACCCAAUAGCACUCUCUCUUGUUGCUUCCGGAGCGGUGAAUGUCAAACCAUUGGUGACGCAUAGAUUUAAACUGGAGGAAAGUAUAAAAGCUUUUGAAACGACGGAGAAAGGAGAGGGUAUCAAAGUUGUCAUCCAGUGCAGCAAGGAAUGAGUUGAUUUAGGAAUGUUUGCUUGAUUUCAUACUGCGAGGAAAUGAUUUAAAAUUGAUUUCAACUUGUACCAGUGGAUCUUCGGCGGAAAUUACAGCAGGACUAUGUAAUUAUCCAUUACAUUCAGUUCAAGAAAUUACUCAUGGAAUAAGUGAAUUAACAAUAAUCCUUGUCUUGCAAUAUCCCUCCCGCAUAGAACCAGAACCAUUUUGUAAUAAUUCUAUAAGAUCGCUACAAUGAAACAACACAGUUCCAAACCUUUUUAAAACUCCGUGCACAAAAUUAACUUCCCAAAUUCCUCCUGCGGGAUUGUCACAUCCUUGCAUUUAACCAAUCAGAUUGCGUGUCUCAUUGUAGUUAUUAUCUAAUUCACUUUAACUUUUUUCACAAAUCCAUGUCACUACAAUGUGGAUACCACAUAGAUUAAUAUAUUUCAUAAUA
This is a messenger RNA of Dendronephthya gigantea, 1566 nucleotides long. RefSeq names its product sorbitol dehydrogenase-like. The transcript is spliced from 9 exons. Gene Ontology annotation, biological process: D-sorbitol catabolic process. Bases 75 to 1127 code for a protein of 350 amino acids. The record is from RefSeq and is a predicted model, not a curated record. Gene Ontology annotation, molecular function: L-iditol 2-dehydrogenase (NAD+) activity; zinc ion binding. NCBI's taxonomy places the organism in Eukaryota, Metazoa, Cnidaria, Anthozoa, Malacalcyonacea, Nephtheidae.